AUGGACGAUUUGAUUUUUAAUUGCUGGGAGGAGCUUACGAAGAUGGUGAACGGAGGGUUGGUGGAAGAUAUAGCAGUCAUUGGAGUGUUGAUAGGGCUGCAAUUUUUUUACGCAGGAAAUGCUUUGAGUAAAUGGCCCACCAAAGUUAGUUUGAAGUUGCUUGCACAGUUUCUCUUGCUUUCAUUAGGAGGGUAG
Sphenostylis stenocarpa is the source of this 195-nucleotide messenger RNA. The record is from the annotation of a GenBank genome assembly. NCBI's taxonomy places the organism in Eukaryota, Viridiplantae, Streptophyta, Magnoliopsida, Fabales, Fabaceae.